GUUAUCAAUUUUGUCUUUCAUUCUCAGAUGGAGCCAGCUGUGCUGUUUUCAAAAGGCGCGUGGAAACCGAAGUGAACUUCCUAAAAAUACGCGCAGCAAAAUCCUUACUUUAAAGGAGGUACAGUUGAUACAUCAGAGCGUACGAACCGAACUUUUGUAAGAUGAUCUACACCCGGUCGACGUGAAAACGAAUCAGGUGAGCAUAUUCGUUUAUGUCGGUGAAGAUUAGAGAAACGUCUCGGUUAGUAAGUGACCGAGCAUGCAAUUUAGUUUCCUCGUCUGACAGAAGAGGGAAAAGACGAGGCGCGCGCGUUGGGCGCGUAAUUGAAACCGGAGAAGGGAAGAUAGUUGGGUCGGUCAAAGGGAAAUACGGUGGUGAGGAUGGCUAUGGAGGUUUUCUCUGAUUAUCGGUAGCGGUGGUGGCGGCGGCUAAAACGCGGAUGGGAACGCGCGUGCGUGACCGAUGUCGCCGCACGACGCAACAGCGACGUAGCGACGACGACGUCGACGAGGACGAGGACGAGGACGAAGCGGCGGCCGAAGAUCGCCGAGCGCACGGGUACGCGGAGAGACUACGGCUGGGUAUGGUGAGGGCCGCGGCACGGCCACAGUGUUCUAAAAGUCGGCACCACGCACGAAUCGUAUCAGGCGCGACGCAGAGCGACGAAGCUGCGUCGUCGAAUCGCGGUCUCCUGGCCACCGAUCGUGUGCGGCUAGCAGCUAGGCAGCCAGGGACAGCUAACAGUCAGCCGGCUGCUCGAUUGGCAAUCGAGCCAGUCUGCGUUUGCCGAGUCACGGGAAACUCGAGGCGACUUUGCGGAGGAACCGCUGCUGCUCCGUAUCGGUUCUGAAAACGAGCGAGCGAAUACGAGAUAAGGAGAGAGAAAGAGAGAGAGAGUGAGAGAGAGAAAGAGCGAGUAGAAGAAGGAGAACGAUAGCGAUAGCCCGAGCAAGAACGGGAACGGGAACGGGAAGGUUGUGCGGUAGCAGCGCGAGUGGGCAAAGUACGUGAGCUGCCAAUGGGAAGAGGCGCUAGAUCGAACGAAGACGAGACAAGGUGGUAAGCUUGGCGAACGCCCAUAGGAGAGGAAAAACCCUGACAAACGGAGGGGUCGCGUCGCGAGGAAACUCGUGUCGUGUCGUGUCGUGUCCGUGUCCUCGCGUAGACGAGUGGUCCGUGCGCGUUCUCGUGGACGCGUUUCGUCGGCUGGCUUGUCCGUCGAAAAGAGAUUGAUCGUUUGGUCGAUCGCGAGUGCGCCCUUCGGGCAGUAGCGAUCCGAUGUCGGUGGAAAGGAAUCGCGGAACCGUUUGGUCGGUGAGCUGUGUUUAGUGACGUAUCGGUAGUGUCCGCGUGCGCGGCAAGGACCAAGGAUCGUCGAGAAGCUGCUUCUUUAGCCAAGUUGUUCGCCAAGUGUGUGAGUGUUUUUUUGGUUGCUAGCUGAAUCGCCCGCGCGCUCCGACGCGUGCGUGUGCGUGAGAUUCGGCUUUUUUUUUCCACCGCAUCGUGGAAGAGGGAAGGUCGCGUUGCACCGGGCCCGUAUUUGGGAGCAUUCCAAGUGGCUCACCGUUCGUCGAGGGAACCGAUUAUGUUCGCUGGGGGCGAGUGAACACCGGAAACAGUCUCGCUCGACCUUCGAUUAACGGUGGAAGGUCCUCCGUUUCAGGGCACCAGUUUCACCGGGGAGGUUUUGCUCAUCGAACAAUGAGGAUGCUCGUGGAGCGAACGAUCGCUCGAUAACGAGGAGAAUGCUGCGGAAGCAAAGUCGCUGCCGAAUUGCACGGAAGCGACGCGACGUUGGUGUAAUCUAAUCGGUUCGAACGUUAUUAUUAGUGGAUCGUCGUGUCCAGAUAAGGAGCUAGGGCUAAAGCUGAAGGCUGUGGUUAAAAGUCGAAGCAACAGCUAGAGCUAGAGCUAGAGCUAGAGCUAGAGCUAGAGCUAGAGCUAAAGCUAGGGUUAGAGCUAAUACUAGAAGGAGAGACGGUGAGCUACCGCGUGAAAGAGAGGGGAGAGGAGGAGGAGGUGGAGGUGGUGGAGGUGGAGAAGAAAGAAAGAGAAAAAGGAGAGCACGCGUGAGGUCAGGAAAGACGGGGUAGGAUCGAAGCGCGUGCAAGGGAAGGAAAAAGGUCGAGGGAGAAACGAGGAAAUCGAGCGAAAACGAGGAGAAGAAGAGAAUCGAAAGAGAGAUUGGUGUAGUUCGCACAGCUUCCGGGGCUCGUGGGUGUUUUUACGAGUACGCGGUGGAUCGAUAGUUGUCUCGCGAGCUCUGCUCGACGGAGCUGCUGUGGUCGACGACGUUCCUACCGGUAGGAACGAUUCGAUUCCAAUUCGAUUUACACGAUAUCAGGAACCGGGAUCGAAGAGACGAUCGGUUCCCGUCGAGGUAGAAGGAAACUCGAGCCUCGAACCAGAGUAUCGCGCGACGAUUACUCGAAUCUUGAGUGGUCCCCGUGCUUUAUGGGGGACUAUAGCGCGACCAGUCUCUUUUCGAACAGCCUGUCCGGCACGAGCAAGUCGUCGAUCGGUAGCAGCGCCAGUACCGUCAACACAGCCGUAACCAUAACGACGUCAACGAUGCAGGACGACCUCUUAAUCGAGAAACAAGCCAGUGGCAAAACUGCGCCUCUGUCGCCGAGCACCGGCCUGGACACGGUGGCCGGGCAAGAGAAGACGAAGGACGUGGUCGAGGUCGAGAGUAUCGCUAUCGCGGCGACGACGACGCCCUCCUCUAGCGAGAAAGAGAUCGCGUGCAGCACCAGCUCGACCCUCCAGGGUUUCUCGGAAGCUGGCCGGGUACCGAGCCUCUGGUCUGCCCCGGACGAUACCGGUCUCCACGCGUUACCCGUCAACGGUUCGAUCGGGGCCUUUCAAAAUUUCCCUUCCGGUGGUCCGGCCGGUUUGUUUACCGGUGCUGGUGCGACCGUGUCGGCUGGCGCCCGUCGCGCGAUCACAGCUAGUCAUAAUUUCCCUCAACAACACGGUACCACCACUGCUCCUACAGGUAGACACGGUCUUCAAGUAUCGCCAGCGCAACAGCAGCAACAACAGCAGCAACAGCAGCAGCAACAGCAGCAGCAACAGCAACAUCAACAGCAGCAACAACAGCAGCAACAGCAGCAGCAACACCAACAACAACCAACAGCGAAUACCCAUCCAGGGGUUUAUCUUCCGGCGAAAGGUUACGCGGCUUGGUCCGGUGGACCGCAAGCCCCUCAACAAUGGGGAGCCGGACCGCAGGCUGCCGCGGUCGCGAGUCCCGGUCUUUCGCCGUGGAGCCGCGGAAGAUCGGUACCGAACCUUCCCCCGUUGCACUCGUCCCUGCACGCCGCUGCAGCAGUCGCGGCUGCUGCUGGACUUCAGGGAAGGAAACCGAGUCCAACGUUUCCCGGUCAUCCGGGACCGGCUGCUCAUCCAUCUUGCAUCAGUCCGGUCAAGUUCAGGAGGAGUACAUCCUAUCCCGGAAAGGGCAACAUAUAUCCGCCCCAACCUGCGCCCACCUUCGAAGUUACCGCCGCCGAAGAGAGGGACUUGCUUCAGUUGCCACCGUUCCAGCAGGAUCGUAUGACGGCUAAUGGAAAUUCACCGUUGGACAGUAUGAGGACGUUAGAGCAUUACUUGAGCGACAUCAUGCGAGCUGGUGCCGCGGAUACACCGGAACACGUGAAGGGGUACAUGAACUGCAAUGCCAGCACGCUGCAAUCGCUCGCGCAACUGCACGGCAAAUCACCGUUCUUCCCGAGUCUGGAGGAUCAAAGCGGAACCCUGUUGGAGGACCCGAACGCGCCGAGUCAGUUGGAUGGCGUCGGCGUUGGCGUGGGUGUCGGUGUCGGUGUCGGCGUUGGAGUCGGUGUCGGCGUCGGCGUCGGUGUCGGUGUUGGCGUCGGGGUCGGCAGCGGGAUAACCGGCUCUCAAGCAGCGCCGCUCUCCUCGCCGAGUCGGAGCAGUCCUCACAGUCAGGGCAGCGAAAACGGGGAACGUUUCUCUAGGAAAGUAUUCGUCGGUGGUUUGCCACCGGACAUCGACGAAGAGGAGAUCAAAGCCAGUUUCCGUCGUUUCGGAUCGCUGGUCGUCGAUUGGCCGCACAAGGCGGAGAGUAAAUCCUACUUUCCACCAAAGGGCUACGCUUUCCUGCUUUUCCAGGACGAAGCAUCGGUGCAACAGCUGAUCGACGCGUGCAUUCAAGACGAGGAGAAACUGUAUCUGUGCGUAAGCUCGCCGACGACUAAAGACAAACCGGUGCAGAUUCGACCGUGGCGAUUGAGCGACGCGGAUUUUGUGCUGGACGCGUCGAUGCCGUUGGAUCCACGAAAAACCGUGUUCGUCGGCGGUGUUCCGCGACCGUUGAAAGCCGUCGAGCUGGCGAUGAUCAUGGACCGACUUUACGGAGGCGUGUGUUACGCCGGCAUCGAUACCGAUCCGGAAUUGAAAUAUCCGAAAGGGGCUGGCCGGGUCGCGUUCAGCAAUCAGCAGAGCUACAUAGCUGCCAUAUCGGCCAGAUUCGUUCAGUUACAGCACGGCGACAUAGACAAAAGGGUCGAAGUGAAGCCGUACGUUUUGGACGAUCAGAUGUGCGACGAAUGUCAGGGGCAACGUUGCGGAGGGAAAUUCGCACCGUUCUUUUGCGCGAACGUUACCUGCUUACAGUACUAUUGCGAGCACUGUUGGGCGACGAUUCACUCGCGACCAGGUCGGGAAUUCCACAAGCCGCUGGUGAAGGAGGGCGCGGAUCGGCCUCGAGCCGUGCCUUACCGCUGGUGUUAACCCCAGCUGCGUUGUCCUUAAUUAUCGCGCAACCCUAGCUAAUUAACUACCACUUCUACGAACCACCUCCCCUUUAUCCACCAGGCCCUCCAACAACCGCUCGCCGCUCCUCGCCCAACCACCACCACCCACUCACCCACCCGUUCAUCCGCACUCUUCCACCCGUCCGACAGUCCGCGACUCCCGCCCCCCAGCCACCCCCUUCUCGCUUACUUACCUUGCCGAAACACACCACCCCGAGAACCACCGUCACCACCGUUACUUACCCAUUCGAUCCUUCGUAACUACCGCUAUUCUAUUACCACCACCACCAUCACUAUUAUCGAUACUCUACUAUUACCGUUCUAUCGCUACUACCACACCAUUACUAUUCUACUACCAGUUACUUCUCUACUCUGCUAUCCACUGCUACUUGAACGCGUUUACCGGAUACUCGGCGAACAAACCAACCGCCGUGUUCUACCAGCCGAUGCGACUCGUCGAAGCAAUGCACGGAGGAAACCACGGAAAGAAGCAUUCGGAGGAAGGAAUCCGCCAGCCGGAAGAGGAAGAAGCGGACGCCCGUUAUCGUCGACUUAACACUUCGUAAACGUAUUCCGUCUGUAUCGAGAUCGAACAUUCGUUAGUUACCGAAUAUUACGAAUUUUCUCGUUUCGAGACACGUUGUUGGCGCGUUCGCGGCUCGCAUCUUUCACGUUUCACCGAGAGGCGCGAGUUUCUCUUCUGCUUGCCCCCGUUCGCUCGUCUCUUUUCUCUCAGCGUUCCGGGCAAAGGUGGACAGAGAGUUUCUCGCGUCGAUCGAUCGCGAAGAUGGUGCUUUCGUACCCGACAUAGCAGAUUAUUUCUUCGCUUCUCUUCGACUCUCUUUUUCUCUCUCUCUCUCUCUCUCUCUUUUUCUUUCCUCUCCUCUCCUCUCAAUAUCUCUCCCUCUCUUCGUUUCGAUCGAGCGAGUCGACUGAAAACGGAAACUUCCUCGUCGAACGCGUCGGUAGAAGAGGCUCGUUUUCUUCUUUCUCCUGAUCGUUUGUCCUUUGUUCGAACGGGCUAGGGUAAGAAGAAGAGAAACCGAAGGACCGAGAGAGAGAGAUAACCAGCCAUGGAAAAUUUCCUUCCUUUCGUCGAUCCUCUUGUCUGCUCGAUGGCAAAGAUCCAGAGAGAGAAUCGAAGCUCCGAUUCGUCGCGCUCGGAGCCGCGGCUUCUCGUCGAUGGAUCACGGCUUCGCCGGACGAAAGAGGCGAGCGCGAACGCGGAUCGAAACGGUAAGAGAAAAAAAAAAGAAAAAGAUAUACCGAGUACCUGACAGCACCGCGAAAGUACGACGAAAGAUCGGACGAAUGGACGAAAUGGCGCGAGACGAGGCGACCUAUAAACGUUGAUAGAAUCGAGCGAAUCGUCGGGACAAAACGAUGGUAAAAACGCGGCGGAGAGUGAUAGAAAGAAAAGAAAAUAGGGACGCGAAACUGGGAGGCGAAUCAUUCGUAUUGAACGUUGAAUAGAUAAUGAAAAAAACAUCCACGCUUCGAACCGCUGUGUAUUAGAUAAUUCUCUGUAUCACAGUCUUUAGGUAUUAAGAACUUAUUAAAUAUGUUACAUAGGUGCGUUAUAUAUACAUACAUACAUACAUUAUAUAUAUAUUAUACACGUGCGUUUUUCGCGUGAGCAACGCGAUUCACGCUCCUAGGCAGAAUGUUUGGAUGAAGCAGACGAUUUUUUACUAAUUAACUUAUUCGAGUGCAAAACGUAGCGAAAAAUUAGGGAACGAGGGGAGAGCGAAAACGAAGAGAGAGAGAGGGAGAGAGUGUGCGUAAGAUAGUGAGAAUGCGCGCGAGAGAAAGAGAAGAGGGAGGGUGUGAAAGAAAGUAGAGCGGUGGAAUCGGAGGUUUAGAGAAGCGAGACGUUGAAAAAGACUCUAGUUGGAUUCGCUAGCUUUAACCGUACCAGAUUCUUUCCCAAUAACACGGAUCUUAGCACGUUUUCAGGAAAGGAAAGAAACGAAAAGGCGGUACAAAGCGAAUCUUUUUUCCAGGCGAUAGCGAGAAAACGAUUCCGCGUAUCUAAGCCUCCGCGUUCCUUUUUCGAAAAACGAAAGACGAGAACGUCUCCGUCGCGCAAGUAUACUCGAGCUAACGCUCUUCCAAGGCGAAGAGAAAGGAAAACUCGCUCGUCCGGGAAGAAACGCGGCGAUCGAGGUCGUAGGGUAAUUACUCUUCAUACGUCCGGUAGAAAAUUCCGAAGCAAACGAAACGCGUGCGAGGAGUAAAGUUCUUUUUUUUCGUGCAAACACGUUAGAUCGGUAUAGGGAAAAGGCUCGCAUGGAUCCCUCUUCUUGUACAUAAACGUUUCCUCUUGUACCGAUACAAGCCGUGUUUAACCGCGGCCCACGAUGCGCGUUUUUCUUAAUCCUAACGAAUUACUUCGCUCGAUGUAUAUAAUCAAGUGCAGCGAGGCAAUCGACGUAGUUCAAAUGAAAAAUCUCGUCUCAACGGGGGCGCGUUAUUACAGAUUCUUCUAUUCUUCGAGAGAGCAGCUAGCUGAGAAUCUUCUCGGUGGUGAUUUCCUUGGCGCGUCGUUCGCGGACAGAAGAACGAUCGAUCAAUCGAUUUACUCUUCGAGCGGGCGAAUCGUAAUCGAUUAUUCGAACGAUGCAAACGACGAGCGUGGAAAGGCCAUUUCUAUGCAGCGUUCUGUGUUCCGCUUAAUAGAUGAUCGUUCUAUACGUAGCAGCAUCUCAUCGUCAUUCGAAACCGUAAGCUCGUAGAUUAACCUCGCACCACCAGUCUCUUUGACGACACGCUCUCGCGUGUACGCAUUCGCGACACACCCCAAAAAUACCCAACACCCACAGUCUACAGUCUACAAUCUACAACACACACUCGUACAACACGCAUCUAUCGUACCGCAAACGUUGUCGUUCGAUAACGAAAUCGGUACAAAAAAAAUAAAAGAAAAACAGGUGAUAAUGGCUCGAUCUGAUACGUUGCGUACAUCUUGGAAACGAAGAAUGGAAUACACACGAAUCCAUACGUAUGCGUAUAAUUAUAUAUACAUAUAUAUAUUUAUUUUUUUGGUAAUCUUUUUGUAUAUACUCGUCACCGUAGAUAGGGUGACAUCUAGACACCGCACGUGGGACGGAUGUACGCAAGAGAGAAAGCGAACGUAUGAGUGGAAAAAAAAAGAAGCGGAUAAAGACUCGCGGGAGAAAUUGGCAUUUCGUUCCAAUCCUUCGUCCUUUCGUUCUUGAGAAUUCGUGUCGAUAACUCGGCCGCGUUUCCCGCGAGGCUACGAUCUUGCUUUCCUUCGGCUCUUUAAACGACGAACAGGGAAAGGAAGGUGGUAGGAUGAAAGAGAAACGUGGCACGGUUCGGUAUCUUUUAUCGGACAGUUAGCGAACGAUCGAUGGACGAAAGGGCUCCUCGCGAGGAAAAGUGUGUGCGCGCGAGAGGGUGACUGGGUGAGAAAGAGGGAACAGAACGACAGGAUCGAAAGUGUGGAGGAAAAUCAAGAGCAUUAGAUAGCGUAAUUUUUCAACGGUCGGCAUUGUCUCGCGUGAACGAGGAACAAUGAUAACGCGGAGUAUACGUAAACACACGCGUCGAUAUGUCGCGAAUUGAAUUUAUUAAACGCAGAUAACAGACGCGCGUUACGAUUAUACAGGUACGAGGCGGUGAAAGGAGAUGGUUUCUCGAUUGUUUCUGAAAACACGGUUCGUUUGAAAACGAUAUAAAAAGGACGUAAUUGGAACUUUGGAAUCGAACUCGAGCGAGUAAGAAAAUAAAUCGACGAACCAUCUCCGCGAUUCGUACGCUAGGUGAAAAUUGACAUGCAGUUAACUAGCACGACGUAUGCGUCCGCAACGCUUUCACGCGUGGACACACAUUUCGUACACACAGCUACACACGAUGCAGAUACGUACACACGCGAUCUCGUUCGUGCACAGAGACGAGGCUCUCCCCGUUAAUCGAUAUGAUUCUAGUAAAACUGAACUAGGUACCAAUUCACCUAAAUCAAUUGAUAAUUUAAAAAAAAGUAUAUAUAAAUAUAUAAAUAUAUAGAUAUGUAUUUCGUGAACGAGGGAGAGAGAGGAAGAGAGAGAGAGAGAGAGAGAGAGAAAGAGGGAACGAUAGCAUAAUGCCAAUACUUGAAGAACGCGUCAGGUAUUUGGACGGGAAUCGAAAUCAAGAUUUUUCUAGACAAAUUUUUCUAAUAUAUUAAAAGAAUCCAGAGUUCUCCGCCGGAUCGUGGAGCGUCUCUGAAUCUUACUAUUGGCGUUAUUCGCGCGUUUUAUACGGUAUACGCGUUAGAACAGAUUUCUUUCUCGAUUUUCGCGUUCUGGCGCGGGUCGUACCGAUUUAUGCAUCCACGUGCGCGUGCAACACACAUCACACUCGACACCUACACACAAACUUCGUAUGCGCGUGUUCUAUACGCGGGACUAUAAUCGGAUUUUCUCCUCGCGUAUGAAUGUUUGACCAAAUGUUGUUGAUAGAACGAUCGUUCCGAAUUCGUGUAACGUUUCGCGAAAUUCUUGCACGGCAUUGGUGUAUCGCUUUGGCGGCGACACACGCGCAUACGAGGACACACACACACAUGAACACGGUAAUAAUCGAAGGCGAAAGUAGGAGCGACAAAGUUUCGACGAGAUGUUCGUUCAUCGCUGGCGAGUUGGUCGGUCGCGUCGCUUUCGAAAUUGGCGUGCCUCCGCGUCGGCAAGCUGCGCCAACGAUUUUUCGUCGAUUUCUUUCCCCGGUCUCACCGGCGCGAUCGCGUGUCCCGCGAACCUUAGGUGAAAAAUUAAAUUAGAAAAUUUCAUUUGACCGACUCCGAUACGCGGACGCGGUUCGAUACGGAUCUUUAGUGAAAAUUAUUUCGCGUUUGCUCGAAGCGGACAUAUCACUCGUAAUUUUGAUACGUGAAAACGCUCAAAAUUCGUCGAUCCUCCAUUUCUCGAACGAUAUCCGACGAAAAUCCCUUUUCUUCCUCGCGGAUCCGCGAUAAUCACGAUCUCGGAGAGAAUUCGUUGAGAGGGAGAGAGCAGGCGAGAAAGCGGAGAAAUCAAAAGGCGCGAUCGAACUCGCGAAACUUCACUUUGCACGCGUACACGCGAUGAAACGCAUCUAUCACGGUGCCGCGCGAUCAGUUUCACCUAAAGUAACCGACGAUAGUAAUUCCGAUUCAACCACUUCGGCCACAGAGUUGUCGUUUGAUAUCGCCAGUAACAAAAGUAACAACAAGAAAAAUAAUAAAUAAUAUAUUAGGUAUGAUUCUUCACCUCCUUUGUAAUAUGUGUGAUAAAGCAUAAUAUAUAACGACAAUUAUAUAGAAUAUAUAUAGAUACAUAAAUAUGAA
Molecule: messenger RNA, 10105 nt
Organism: Osmia bicornis bicornis
Lineage: Eukaryota; Metazoa; Arthropoda; Insecta; Hymenoptera; Megachilidae
Gene: orb2
Product: cytoplasmic polyadenylation element-binding protein 2
Exons: 9
Coding region: 2456-4759 (767 amino acids)
Biological process (GO): negative regulation of cytoplasmic translation
Cellular component (GO): synapse; nucleus; cytoplasm
Molecular function (GO): transferase activity; ribosome binding; translation factor activity, RNA binding
Source: RefSeq, a predicted model, not a curated record